UCUUUGUCUUUUUCUCUCAGUAAGGACAAGGUGAGGUUAGCAGAAGGGACAGCAGUGGUUCAAGACCCGAGAGAACCUGCCAAACUUGGAGUCGGCUUCUCGUAUUUUGCUCCCUACAGCCCCUACUGGAUUCUGACCACCGACUACGCCAGCCUGUCCGUUGUGUAUUCUUGCACGGAAAUCCUCCGACUGUUCCAUGUCGAAUACGCCUGGAUCCUCAGCCGGACACGCUUCCCACCUACAGAGACCGUGAACUACGGCAGACAGCUCCUGCUCAACGAAGGUAUCGACCUGUUUAGGAUGAAGGCCACAGAUCAGACGGGCUGCAAGGAUAACUAGGGAUUCGUGAAGACUUUACUGAUGGGGCAAACAUACUGGAGUCCAAAUGUUAACGCUGGGGUGGGCAAUGUUGGAGAAACUAGCAAGAGACAGCCACUUCUUGAAGGUAGCCAACUGAAGAAAUCCCAAACCCCCUCCCUUCAGGCCUCCGUGCAAAGCCACUCCACUAAAACACAUAACAGCAUGCUGAUCACAGUCCUGCGACAAAUACCGAAUGUUUAAUAAUUUUUUAUGUCAGAACAUUUAUUGAUUGCUGUCUGGAUGUUAAGAGAAUUUGAAAAAAAUUAACAACAAAUGCUUCUGAAAUAAAUUGCCCACCCCAGCUUUAAAAUUAAAUACACAAUCUCCUCAUCACCGGUGUCUUUAAUUUUAAAAUCCCAUGUAUCUGCAUCUCACUGUUGCUGCCUUGUUCAUUUUUCUUUUUGCAUUUCAAAGAUGCUGAAAAAGAAAUUAUGUAAGAAAAAAAUCAAUUUAAAAAGUGAAGUAAAAUUGUAUUGUACCUUGUAUUUUUCAAACUGUCCCUCAUAUUCCUGACAAAACCCGUUGAAUCUAUAUGUUACAGCAAUGAAUAUAUUGUAAUAAUUUAAUUCUGUUUUAACCAAGAAGUUAAGUGUGUAAACUGCAUUUUAAUAUUCUAGUAAGACAUGUUACAAUUUUGCAAUGAAACAAACACACGCAGAAAACACGAGAGUGAGUUCUAUGUUUAUUAAAGUUACUCAUGAAGCAGA
Messenger RNA from Micropterus salmoides (largemouth bass), 1067 nucleotides. RefSeq names its product apolipoprotein D-like. The transcript is spliced from 2 exons. NCBI's taxonomy places the organism in Eukaryota, Metazoa, Chordata, Actinopteri, Centrarchiformes, Centrarchidae. Gene Ontology annotation, molecular function: lipid binding. The annotation marks the transcript as partial. The record is from RefSeq and is a predicted model, not a curated record. Gene Ontology annotation, biological process: lipid transport; tissue regeneration; brain development.